Molecule: messenger RNA, 2820 nt
Organism: Oldenlandia corymbosa var. corymbosa
Lineage: Eukaryota; Viridiplantae; Streptophyta; Magnoliopsida; Gentianales; Rubiaceae
Source: the annotation of a GenBank genome assembly
AUGUCACGGCGUCGUUUCCUGGAACGGUUUCUCCCUCUUUUCCUCCUCCUCCUCUUGUUACUGGGGAAUGAGUCAUAUGGAUCACGGGUCACAAAGAGUAAAACGGGCGGGUCGUCUGUGUUUUCAUUAUUCAACCUUCGAGAGAAGAGUAGGUUCUGGAGUGAGUCCGUUUUGCGUACUGAUUUUGCUGAUCUGGAGUCAUCUAGACCAGAGAAAGAGCAGGCAGCUAAUUACACCAAGGCAGGCACAAUUUCCCAUUAUCUCAAGCUUUUUGAAGUUGAUUCAAUGUACCUUCCAGUGCCCGUCAAUUUCAUUUUCAUAGGAUUUGAAGGGAAGGGAAACCAAGAAUUUAAGUUACAAGCCGAAGAAUUGGAGCGCUGGUUCACUAAAAUUGAUCACAUCUUUCAGCAUUCAAGGAUACCUCAAAUUGGUGAAGUUUUGACCCCAUUUUACAAGAUAAGCAUUGACAGAGAACAGCGUCACCAUCUUCCUCUAGUCAGUCACAUCAAUUACAACUUUUCUGUUCAUGCCAUUGAACUGGGUGAAAAAGUUACAUCUAUAUUUGAGCAUGCCAUUGAUGUAUUUGGACGGAAGAAUGAUGUGCAGGAUACCCGAGAGGACGGUCUUUGGCAAGUUGACGUGGAUAUGAUGGGGGCCCUUUUCACUAGUUUGGUGGAGUAUUUACAAUUGGAAGAUGCUUACAACAUCUUUGUUUUGAAUCCUAAACUUGAUGUGAAAAAAGCCAAAUAUGGUUACCGGAGAGGGUUGUCUGAGUCUGAGAUAAACUUUCUCAAGGAGAAUAAGGCCUUGCAAUCGAAAAUCCUCCAGUCAGGAAGUGUUCCAGAAAGUGUUCUUGGUCUUGAUAAGAUUAAAAGACCAUUGUAUGAAAAGCAUCCAAUGGCGAAAUUUUCUUGGACAGUUACAGAAGAUACUGAUACAGCGGAAUGGUAUAACCGUUGCCUAGAUGCUCUUAACGUUAUCGAGCGGCAAUAUACAGGGAAAGAUACUGCUUACAUCAUACAAAGCAAAGUUUUGCAGUCCUUGAGUGGGAAAAAUGAAGACCUAAAGCUUUCAUUUGAGAAAGAUUUAAAGACUGGGGAGUUCAAUGGCCUUCAUGCAGAAUGUCUCACGGACAUGUGGAUUGGAAAGGAAAGGUGGGCAUUUAUAGAUCUAACUGCAGGUCCAUUUUCAUGGGGUCCUGCUGUUGGUGGAGAAGGUGUCCGUACCGAACUGAGCUUACCAAAUGUUGAAAAAACUGUUGGUGCCGUUUCAGAAAUUUCUGAAGAUGAAGCUGAAGAUCGCUUGCAGGAGGCAAUUCAGGAGAAGUUUUCUGUGUUUGGUGAUAAAGAUCAUCAUGCAAUUGAUAUUCUGCUUGCGGAAAUUGAUAUAUAUGAGCUAUUUGCAUUCAAGCAUUGCAAGGGAAGGAGGGUUAAGCUUGCUCUCUGUGAAGAGCUUGAUGAGAGAAUGGAAGAUUUGAAAGCUGAACUCAAGUCUUUUGAGGGAGAGGAAUACGAUGAAAGCCAUAAAAGAAAGGCUAUAGAUGCUCUGAAGAGAAUGGAGAGCUGGAAUUUGUUUAGUGAUACUUAUGAGGGUUCUGGGAAUUACACAGUUGCCCGAGAUUCCUUCCUUGCGCAUUUGGGUGCCACGUUAUGGGGUUCUAUGAGACACGUGAUAUCUCCUUCUCUUGCGGAUGGAGCAUUCCAUUAUUAUGAAAAAAUAUCUUUUCAGUUAUUUUUCAUUACUCAAGAGAGAGUGAGAAACAUCAAGCAAUUGCCUAUUGAUCUGAAAAGUCUUCAGAAUAGUCUUUCCUCUCUGGUUCUACCUUCUCAAAAAGUGAUGUUUAGUCAGCAUAUGCUGCCACUAUCUGAGGAUCCUGCAUUGGCAAUGGCCUUUUCAGUUGCACGUAGAGCAGCUGCUGUCCCUUUAUUGCUUGUCAAUGGAACAUACAGGAAAACUGUCCGCACCUACCUUGAUUCUUCCAUUCUCCAGCACCAGUUGAAGAGGCUGAAUGAGCAUGGCUCUUUGAAAGGAUCACAUGCACAUAGCCGGUCCACCUUGGAGGUUCCCAUAUUCUGGUUUAUUCAUGGCGAUCCAUUGCUGGUUGACCAACACUAUCAGUCAAAAGCCCUCUCUGAUAUGGUUAUUGUUGUUCAGUCAGAGGAAUCGUCUUGGGAAAGCCACUUACAGUGCAAUGGCCAGUCACUUCUUUUGGACUUGAGGAGGCCUAUAAAAGCUGCAACAGCUUCUGUUUCUGAGCAUCUAGCUGGGUUACUCCCUCUUCAUCUUGUAUAUAGUCAAGCUCAUGAAAGUGCUACCGAGGACUGGAUAUGGUCAGUAGGUUGCAGCCCAUUAUCCAUCACUUCUCAUGGUUGGCAUAUCUCUCAGUUCCAAUCUGAUUCUAUUGCUCGAAGUUAUAUACUGACGGCUCUGGAGGAAUCAGUUCAAAUUGUCAAUUCGGCGAUCCGUCGUCUUGCUGUCGAGCGAACAUCUGAUCAAACUUUCAAGGUGUUCCAAUCCAUGGAGCGUGAGUUGGUGAACAAGUAUAACUACGUUGUUAGCCUAUGGAGAAGAAUUGCAACUAUUAGUGGGGAAUUACGCUAUGAUAAUGCAAUGGGAAUUCUCUACACCUUGGAGGAUGCUUCCAAAGGAUUCUCGGACCUUGUAAAUACAACACUUGCCAGCCUCCAUCCAAUUCAUUGCACAAGGCAGAGGAAAGUCGAGGUUGAAUAUGACAUGACAACUGUUCCUGCCUUUUUUGUGGUUUUCAUCAUAUUGUUUCUUGUUUUAAGGCCUAGAAGACCAAAGCCUAAAAUCAACUGA